AUGCAGCGAGCUAUCAACCGAUUAAGCGAGCUAUCAACCGAGAUUGAAGGCAUUAAACUCGAUGUAACGAUAGCAGAGCGGGAAAUAGAAGUAAACAAGAGUGCUAUAAGCAAAGUUGAGAGCAAUCUACACGAGAUAAAUAGUGGUUACGAAGAUCUUCGUCUACAGUUUGAUGAAUACAAGAAAAUAACCGAAGUAUUAAUUCAGAGGGACAGGCUUCAACAUUCGACAACAUUUGAAUAUUCAAAUGUGAUCGAUAAAGUUAAUCCAAGCGAAACUAAACGGUACCAAGAUGAAGUAAGCCGGCUCGAAAAGGACCUUUCUAGUGAGAGGGAGAAAUGCAAGCGCUUGGAAGCUGAUCUGUCGAUUCUAAUCAAAGGAAGAUCUUGUGAAGUUAAUGAAUUGAACGAUAUUAUUGCCUCUCUUGAAUUUAAACUUAAAGCCACUGAGGCGACUAAU
Messenger RNA from Paramuricea clavata, 459 nucleotides. The record is from the annotation of a GenBank genome assembly. NCBI's taxonomy places the organism in Eukaryota, Metazoa, Cnidaria, Anthozoa, Malacalcyonacea, Plexauridae.